Syzygium oleosum is the source of this 4280-nucleotide messenger RNA. RefSeq names its product disease resistance protein L6-like. The record is from RefSeq and is a predicted model, not a curated record. Gene Ontology annotation, biological process: defense response; signal transduction. Gene Ontology annotation, molecular function: ADP binding. The transcript is spliced from 9 exons. NCBI's taxonomy places the organism in Eukaryota, Viridiplantae, Streptophyta, Magnoliopsida, Myrtales, Myrtaceae. Bases 226 to 4098 code for a protein of 1290 amino acids.
UGUGCAUUGAGAUUUCAGCCACGUGAAGGCAACGACUCUAAGCACGUGGCUGACAAGCUUGACUUAUUGGUGCGAUUCUGGCUGCCAACUGGUUCCAUUAUAAGCAUCAAACCACAAGAGAAUGGGCAACAAGAAGCCAUUUCCUGUUUCCUGAGAGCCAUUCUGGCUUUCUCUUCCGUCAGACUUGAAAGCGCAAAUUAAGGGCAGAGUCAGAGCAAAGCCGAAAUGCAUCGUCCCAUUUUUGGGCAUUCUUUCGUCGUGCUCGUGGCACCGGUCCUUCUUGCCGUGCUCGCAUUCAAUUUUCUCAAUAAGAAGAAAACUAGUACGCGAAGAAAUGAAGAAGAUGUUGAUGCUGGCGCAUCCAGUUCGAUGACUGUGCCGACAGAAAUUAAUUCCGGUGGAUCUAGUUCGUCUCCGACAGAAACUGAUAAUGAUGCAUCUAGUUCGUUGACAGCGUUGACCGGAAGCUGCUACGAGGUGUUUUUAAGUUUCAGAGGCCCAGAUACUCGAUAUAGCUUCACUGAUCACCUCUACAAUGGGCUCCACGAUGCCGGAAUUCAUGCUUUCAGAGACGAUGACGAGCUCAGCCAAGGCGAAAACAUUAGGCCAAAGCUUAUGGCAGCCAUCACGACCAGUAAGAUCCUGAUCCCCAUUCUCUCUGUGACUUAUGGUACAAGCAAUUGGUGCCUGGAUGAACUGGUUCAAAUAAUGAAGCGCAAGAAUAAUAACGGGCAGAUGGUGUUGCCUAUAUUCUACAAAGUGAAACCAGCUGAUGUGGGACAUCAAAUCGGGAGUUUUGGAAAGGCAUUUCAUGAGCGUAAGAGGCGUUUGCUUAAGAGGUCUUCUUUCGACCUAACGAUUUUGGAGAAAUGGAAGCAAGCACUCCUUGAAGUCAGCAACUUGAAAGGCUACGAAGCCAAUGGGUAUGAAGGAGACUUGGUGAAAUCGAUUGUCCGAAAAGUGUUGAGGGAACUGAAGAAGAAGUUUGAGUUGGUUAUUUCUGAGAAUUUGGUCGGAAUUGAUAGUCAUGUGAAGGAGAUUACGGAAUUUGUGGAUAAUAAAUCUCAUGCCACCCUAUUUGUUGGCAUCCAUGGAAUGGGAGGCAUUGGUAAGACUACUCUUGCUAAAACCAUCUACAAUAAGCUCUCCAAUCAAUUUGAGCAUCGUAGCUUCAUUGCUGAUGUAAGGGAAUCAUGGAAGCAUAAUGAUGCACAUUACCUACAGAAUAAGUUAAUCUAUGAUAUUUUGAAGCAAAAAGAUGCAGUUGAUAAUGAGGAUGAAGGGACUUGGUUCAUCUCCUCCAAGUUUAAAGAUAAAAAGGUCCUCAUUCUUCUUGAUGAUGUGGAUAAUGUCCUUCAGUUGAAAUGUUUGGCUGGUAAUCGUGAUUGGUUUUCUUCAGGAAGUAAGAUCAUUGUUACCACCAGAAACGAGAGGAUUCUUAAAGAAGUUGGGGUGGACUACGCCCAUGACCAUAAGGAAUUGGAUAACAAUCAAUCUUUGAUUCUGUUUAGCAAACAUGCGUUCCGAAGGGAGUCUCCUCCGAGGGACUUUGAGGUCCUCACUCAUGAAGUUGUAUCCAUCUCCGGAGGGCUUCCCUUAUCACUUGAGGUUUUAGGUUCAUUAUUGUGCGGAGAAAAGCAAGCAUUCUGGAGAGGUAAACUAGACAAGUUAAAAAAAGCGCCACCUGAGAAAGUGCUAGAAAAGUUAAUGAUAAGUUAUCAAGCAUUAGAAGAUAAUCAACAACAAAUAUUUUUGGAUAUCGCUUGCUUUUUCAUUGGCACUGACAAGAGAAUCGCAUCCUACAUGUGGGAAGCUUGCAGCUUUUACCCUGAGGAGGGAAUUGAAGUAUUGAGAUUCAUGUCAUUAAUAAAAAUUGGAGAUGAUCAUGAUCUCCGAAUGCAUGAUCAAUUGAGAGAUCUUGGUAGGGAAAUAGUUCGCAAAGAAAACCGACGGGAGCCUCAUAACCGUAGCAGGUUAUGGGAGUAUGAGGAAGUCCAGAAAGUGCUAAAGGAAAAUAAGGGAACGGACAAGAUUGAGGCGAUUGAUCUGAGCGAAGGCAACUCAGAAGGCUUCGGCAAAAUAGCCGAGCGAGAUGGUGACAUUUACACAGCAAAGCAAUUCAAAAAAUUGAUGAGUCUAAGAUUCCUUCACAUGAAAGGGGCACAUCUCAGUGGAGAUUUUAAGGACUUAAUUGAGGAGUUAAGAUGGCUUCGAUGGCCAGAUUGUCCCGUGAAUUUUGAAGUAAAAAAUUUUCCCGUAAAAGAAUUAGCCGUACUCGAAUUGCAAAAAAGCAAGAUAAAUGAGAAAUGGGAGGGAUGGAGUUCUUUCAUGAUGGCAAAGAAGCUCAAAUAUCUCGACCUGAGGUCUUGUGAUUGCUUGGAAAAUACGAUCUUCCUCUCAGCUUUUAAACAUUUGGAGGUUCUCAUCCUCAAUCAUUGUCGGAGACUGAAGUGGAUCGAUCCUUCAAUUGGAGACAUGAAGGCCCUCCUUCGCUUGGACUUGGUUGGGUGUAGGAGCCUCAUGGAGCUUCCAGCAGAAUUAGGGUCUCUGCAGAAUCUAGAGAUUCUAGAUAUUUCUCUCACCCCUAUAGAAGAAUUACCCAAGGGUAUUGGGAGGCUGAGAAAGCUCCGAGAGUUACGUGCUGCAAAUUGCUACAAUCUGAAAGGGGAAAUGCCGGAAAGCAUGUUCAAUCUUUCUUCCCUACAACGCCUUGAUUUUAUUUUCAGCGAACAGCUCCAAUCGUUGCCGGACGACCUUCCUUCCAGCUUAACAAAUUUGACCAUCACCUGUGGAAGCCACAAAUUGCCCUCACUUUCCCACCUAACCCAUCUCAAGAAACUACAAGUUUGGGGCUGCGAAGUUCUUGAGUGCAUCCAGGUGCUUCCGUCAACACUAGUAGAGAAUUCAGAAUGCUCCCAACCGACAGACAUUGAAGAAUCAAAAUUACCACAAUCCCUAAACACUCCCUUCAAGUUGGAAGUCUUGGACGUUAGGAGCUGUCGAUCUAUUAAAAUAGUGAACGUUUCACAGUUUAUCCAUCUAAGGACAUUAUACGUCGUUGAUUGCGAGAAUCUAGUUGAAGUUCGAGGUCUUGAACUUGACAAAUUGAUAUAUUUGGAACGCUUGACUGUCUCAAGUUGCAAUUCAAUUGAGAGGCUGCUACUUCCAAAAUCCAAGAACCUAAAGAAAUUAGAUGCUAGAUGGUGCAAGAAAUUAGCCGAAAUUCAAGGCCUCGAUAGGUUGGAGUUUUUGGAAAGCCUGUAUAUCCUGGGGUGCAAUUCAAUUGAGAGGCUGCUCCUUCCAAAAUCCAAGAGCCUGAAGAAAUUAGAUGUUAGAUAUUGCGGGAAAUUAGCCGAAAUUCAAGGCCUCGAUAGGUUGGAGUUUUUGGAAAGCCUGGAUAUCUCUUGGUGCGAUUCCAUUGAGAGGCUGCUCCUUCCAAAAUCCAAGAGCUUGAAGAAAUUAGAUGCUCGAGAGUGUGAGAAAUUAGCCGAAAUUCAAGGCCUCGAUAGGUUGGAGUUUUUGGAAAGCCUGUAUAUCUCUGAGUGCGCCUCCAUUGAAAAGCUAGACCUUCCAAAAUCCGGGAGGCUGAAGGAAUUAGAUACUGGAAUGUGCAAGAAAUUAGCCGAAAUUCAAGGCCUCGAUACGUUAGAGUUUUUGGAAAGCCUGGAUAUCUCUAAGUGCGCCUCCAUUGAAAGGCUAGACCUUCCAAAAUCCGGGAGGCUGAAGAUAUUAAAUGCGGUUGACUGCAUAAACUUAGCCGAAAUUCAAGGCCUCGAUAGGUUGGAGUUUUUGGAAAGCCUGUAUAUCUCUAAAAUCAAGUCACUCAAAACAAUUCCAGAGUUACCUGGAACGCGGAUUUAUCAAAAUUACGAGAACAAGCAGCCUACAUUUUCUAGCAAAGAUGGAUCAGAGUAUACAGACGACUCGGAUGAGGAAUAUAGUGGCAAUGAUCCACAUUUUCUAGCGAAGGUAUAUAAAGCAGGUGAAGAUGGCGGAGUGAAAUCUGGAGAAGGAUUUGCUGACGUUGGUUACGAAGGACUUGAAGGUGGUGCUUCAUCGUUUCAAUUGGCAGAGGCUGUGGACAGUCUCUCUUGGUGACUGAUAUAUAUGGAAACUACCUUUCUACUGAAGAAGCUAAUGGAUCUAAAGUGAUCAAAUAAAGGAGCUUUGCAAGUUAUGUUAGAUUUAAAGUUUGUAUAUGAUAUUCUUUCUGGAGGUGAUUCCACUAUGGAUGAGGAAUUGUCUAGAAGUUCAAAGCCUAAGUAUUCGUUUAGGCAAAA